Messenger RNA from Rotaria sordida, 1209 nucleotides. Lineage: Eukaryota; Metazoa; Rotifera; Eurotatoria; Philodinida; Philodinidae. The record is from the annotation of a GenBank genome assembly.
GAACUUGCUCAUUUAUAUUAUUUACCUAAGGCGCAUAAACCUGGUACUCCUCUUCGUCCAAUAGUGUCUGGUCUUAAGCAUCCAACAAUUAAAAUUUCAAAAUUUCUUGAUGAAUUACUUCGACCUUUAUUUGAUAAGAUGGCUGCAAAAAAGACUGUAAACUCUGGCUUUGAAUUAGUCAAACAGUUGCAACAAUGGUCAAGUAUUAAUAUGCGUCAAGAAACUUUAUUUUGUACUAUUGAUGUUAUGGACCUCUAUACUAUGGUGCCACAAACUGAAGGAGUACUUUCAUUAAAGAAAAUGUUAGAUUAUAUAAAAUUAAAACAAAUUAGUGGUCUUAAAAUUGAAACAAUAAUUAGAUUGGGUCGAUUUGUAAUGAAAAAUAAUUAUUUUUCUUAUGAUGGCCAAUUUUAUCAUCAAGUUCGUGGAGGAGCAAUGGGUUCUCCACUUACACUUACUGUUGCUAAUUGUUAUAUGUUCUUUUAUGAACAACAAACUAUAAAGCAAAUUAAUAAUAGCGAUGGAUUAUAUGUUAGAUAUAUUGAUGAUAUAUUUAUAGCAAUUAAUUGGCCCGCUCGACAUUUAUUUAAACAAAUUGAUCGAUGGAAUCAUUUUGAUGAAAAUAUUAAAUUAUCAGAAAAUAUUGGUUCAACAGCUGAUUUUCUUGAUUUACAUAUGGAAAAUCAGAAUGGUCAGUUAAUUACGACUGUUUAUCAGAAGCCAUCUUAUGAACCAUAUUAUUUGCCGUUCAACAGUGUACAUCCAUUACACAUGAAAAAGAACAUAAUUUUUACUAUGGCUCUUCGUAUUAUUAGAUACUGUUCAACCUUUCAAGCUUAUUUAGAUGAGCGCGAAAGAUUAAGACUAGCAUUAUUAUUUAAUAAAUAUCCUAAUAAAAUUAUUGAAGAAUGUUUUAAUUAUCGAUUAUUGUUAUUGAAAUAUAAAAUUGAUCAACCACUAAAUUUUAACAAUUAUAAUUCAAUUCGUCAAAAAAUUAUAGAAACACCUAUAAAAGAAAAAAUACCAGUGGACUAUGGUAAGACAAUGUUUAUUCAUUUUACUUAUUGUUUAAGUAUGAAGAUAUUUCCAAAAAGAUUCCAUGUCCUCUGGGAUAAAUAUUUUGGUGAAUCUCCGAUUAAUGAGGUCUUACCUGUUCUUGGUACACGUAAUGUUAAAAAUUUACAAAGGCAAUUGACCUAUACAAGAUAA